AUGUUGCUUUACGGUUUUUACGGAUUCCUCAUGAUUUUGCCAGCAUUUGCAACCCGCUACUGUCAGAAAGGAGGCUUCUACGAUAAUGAAAGAUGUAAUCUGGGUCAAAAUGAAGGAAAACAACUUAUCGAGGGAAUCAAAAAAUAUUGCGCAUCUAGCAAGACAUAUCCGAAACUGACUUAUCAUUAUCGCGAUCAUUCGCUCGAUGAAAGACUCGACUACAUUUACAGAAGACCAUAUGGAUAUAUUAGAGGCACAUGGGGACUCAAGGUGCUACUCCCGAACGUGCGAAGUUGGGAAGCGAAAGGAAGGAAAUUUGCAGAAGACGCAGGACGUCACUAUCGACGUACUCAACACAGGGAAAUCUGUGCGUCUGUAUAUUUGUCCCAACCACUCGGUAACCGCUGCUGUGCACUGGUGAAUUUUUGGAAGCACAGUGAGCCAGUGUUCCUUACUUCACUAAUCUAUUACUCAUCAUCGCAUGCGCCUUUCCUCAACGUACUACUUGAAGGAGCACUCACUACCACCUUGGAACUGCCCGAAGAUAGCUUCGAAUGGAUGGAGAUUGUCGGCGUGCACGUUCUCGGGGCUGGAGCCGACGAAAUAAUGCAGGGGCAGGGAUUUGUAGUCGCAGUGAAUAUGGGCGCAACAAAGGCCCAAUUCGAUGACUGUGUAGCUAUUCAUCCUACUAGUGCAGAAGAACUUGUUACAAUUAGAGGAGGAAAACGGCCAGAAUAG
Cylicocyclus nassatus is the source of this 738-nucleotide messenger RNA. The record is from the annotation of a GenBank genome assembly. NCBI's taxonomy places the organism in Eukaryota, Metazoa, Nematoda, Chromadorea, Rhabditida, Strongylidae.